CAGAGGACAAACUCUCGUAUCCUAUACUACCCAAAUUGUUCCGCUACAUUUCAACUAUUAUUACGUGCUGGUGAUAUUGCCUUGAAUCCUGGGCCUGUUUCAGUGGAGAAUCCUGCUCAAGAAACACGCAAAAAGUCAAGUAAACAGUCAUCAAGAACUCCGGCUCCAGUCUGCCUGCAGUGUCUGAGAGGUGUCCGGUGUAACGAGAAACGCUUCUUUUGUGUCGUGUGCAAAGAUCUAACUCACGCCCGGUGUACUGGAAUCACUAACACUAAUUACAUCAAAACCACACAGCCUGAAGAGUGGACAUGUCCAAAAUGUCUCAGUAUUGCCUUUCUACGGCCAGAAUACCUUGCACGCCUCUGUGUCACCCCGCGACGAAGUUGACACAACCCUUGCUGAAGACCUGCAUUUGGAAGCCUUGAAGCAAAAUAGCAAACAGCUAACCGUCGUGCAUAUUAACACCCAAAGCAUGAUUUCCACCUUUGAUAACUUGUUGUUAGCCGUCGAUCGUUACAAGUUUGAUGUCAUUAUUAUGAGCGAAACUUGGUUGAAAGAGAACCACUUGUUACUUCAAUACGUUACAAUUCCUGGUUACACCCAUGCUUUUAAUAAAAGAGAUAAAAAGGGGGGCGGCGGUGUAGGAGUGUAUAUUAAGGAUUCCAUCAUGUUUAAAAGACGAUCAGACAUUGAAAAGAGAUAUCCCACCUUAGAACAUUUG
Pocillopora meandrina is the source of this 721-nucleotide messenger RNA. The record is from the annotation of a GenBank genome assembly. NCBI's taxonomy places the organism in Eukaryota, Metazoa, Cnidaria, Anthozoa, Scleractinia, Pocilloporidae.